Cicer arietinum (chickpea) is the source of this 768-nucleotide messenger RNA. RefSeq names its product B3 domain-containing protein At3g25182-like. The record is from RefSeq and is a predicted model, not a curated record. Lineage: Eukaryota; Viridiplantae; Streptophyta; Magnoliopsida; Fabales; Fabaceae. Gene Ontology annotation, molecular function: DNA binding.
AUGGAGAAAAAAAUAAUACUGAAAGAUAUAGAAGCUAUGAUGGAAAAGAAAAAGAUUAUUCCUUUCGACCCGAAAGUUCAUUUCACUUUAAAUGUAAUGUUAGCACAAGUUGCUCCACAUUUCUACACCAAUGAAGAGUUAUCACAAAUUGAAGAACUACAUCAAAGUGUUUGUCAAGAAACUAAACCAUCUCUUAUUUUACAAAACCCUAUAAAAGAGAAAGUGGAUAACAACAAGAAGAUGUGUUGCUCAAGUAGUGAAGGUAGCAGCAUGUCUUGUGGAGAAAGAAGAGUGAAACCAAAGACCAUAAAGGAAAAAGAAUUAUCACAACCACCAAAAUUGUCUAUUCAAGUCAUGGACAAGAUCGCAAAGUUGAAUGGUACUAAAGUAAGAUAUGUUAUGUGCAAGAAGUUGUUUAAAACGGAUCUCAACAUGAAUAACAAUCGUCUUUCAAUGCCACUUAAUAAAAUCAAAUGUGAUUUUCUCACUGAAAUAGAGAAGAAGAUAUUAGAUACAAAGGAAGAAGAUAAACCUCUUGGGUUAGAAGUAAUUGUGUUGGAUUCUUCGUUUAGAGAAUUUACUAUGUCUUUGAAAAUGUGGAAGAUGCACAGCAAGUCAAAGAUGCAUCCAACUAGUGUUUAUAAUCUUAUUAGGAAUUGGAGGCUUCUUGUGGCGCAAAACAAUUUGAAAGAGGAUCAAAAACUCAACAUUUGGUCAUUUAGGGUCAAUGACAAGUUACACUUCUUACUCGACGAUAAGAAUUCUUAG